AUGAGUCUGUUUGGAACAACCUCUGGUUUUGGAACUAGUGGGACCAGCAUGUUUGGCAGCACAACUACAGAUAACCACAACCCUAUGAAGGAUAUUGAAGUGACAUCCUCUCCUGAUGAUAGUAUUGGUUGUCUGUCUUUUAGCCCACCAACCUUGCCAGGGAACUUUCUUAUUGCCGGAUCGUGGGCUAACGAUGUUCGCUGCUGGGAAGUUCAAGACAGUGGACAGACUAUUCCUAAAGCCCAGCAGAUGCACACGGGGCCUGUCCUCGACGUCUGCUGGAGUGAUGAUGGGAGCAAAGUUUUUACGGCUUCAUGUGAUAAAACUGCCAAAAUGUGGGACCUUAACAGUAAUCAAGCGAUACAGAUUGCACAGCAUGAUGCUCCUGUGAAAACCAUUCAUUGGAUCAAAGCCCCGAACUACAGCUGUGUGAUGACUGGGAGCUGGGAUAAGACUUUGAAGUUUUGGGAUACACGAUCAUCAAAUCCCAUGAUGGUUUUGCAGCUCCCUGAGAGGUGUUAUUGUGCCGACAUGAUAUAUCCUAUGGCCGUGGUGGCAACUGCGGAGAGGGGACUGAUAGUCUAUCAGUUGGAGAACCAGCCUUCUGAAUUCAGGAGGAUAGAAUCUCCCCUGAAACAUCAGCACCGAUGUGUGGCCAUCUUUAAAGACAAGCAGAACAAGCCGACAGGGUUUGCGCUGGGAAGCAUCGAGGGCAGAGUAGCCAUCCACUACAUCAACCCCCCAAACCCUGCCAAAGAUAACUUUACCUUUAAAUGUCACCGAUCUAACGGAACCAAUACUUCAGCUCCUCAGGACAUCUAUGCGGUCAAUGGAAUCGCAUUCCAUCCUGUUCAUGGCACCCUUGCCACCGUGGGAUCUGAUGGUAGAUUCAGCUUCUGGGACAAAGAUGCUAGAACAAAACUGAAAACUUCGGAACAGUUAGAUCAGCCCAUAUCGGCUUGCUGCUUCAAUCACAACGGAAACAUAUUUGCCUACGCUUCCAGCUACGACUGGUCCAAGGGCCAUGAAUUUUAUAAUCCUCAAAAGAAAAAUUACAUUUUCCUGCGGAAUGCAGCCGAAGAAUUGAAGCCCAGGAACAAGAAGUAG
Molecule: messenger RNA, 1107 nt
Organism: Pipistrellus nathusii (Nathusius's pipistrelle)
Lineage: Eukaryota; Metazoa; Chordata; Mammalia; Chiroptera; Vespertilionidae
Source: the annotation of a GenBank genome assembly